Molecule: messenger RNA, 312 nt
Organism: Pieris macdunnoughi
Lineage: Eukaryota; Metazoa; Arthropoda; Insecta; Lepidoptera; Pieridae
Source: the annotation of a GenBank genome assembly
AUGCCGUCUGCUCUGGAUAUUGACCCGUUCAGCCAGCCGGAGUGGAGUGACUCUAGUGAUUCAACGGAACCAGCCCCGUUGCCUCAACUGGGCUAUUUUGUACCUGUGAGGUGCAGGUGCGAUGCACGAACGCAACACGUGUGUCGGAGAAAUAGAAGAGAAUCUCCCCGUUCCCGUCGUUCAAUAUCGCAAUGCUCCUGCAACAGCAUCUCACGGCGAUCAUCGGCCGCAGCGUCUCCGGUACCACUGCCUCCACUCAACAACACCAUGGAGAUGUACGUCGAACCCGUCAUCGAAGAUGUAAGUAUUUAA